AUGAAACGCAACUCUUCAAAGUAUAGUGACCAGAGAAGCUCAAAAAGAUCAGCCAAAAUCGAACCGAUCAUAAUGCCGCUGCAGCCAAUCAAGUGUUACCACCGGAUAGCCCCAAAAGAGCGCGUAUUUCUGGACGCGGCUGAACGAGGAGACAAGCACACGAUGUACCGCUGUCUCCAGCCACCGUUACCCGUUAACGUCAACUGCACAAACAUGAUCGGCAGAUCUGGCAUUCAGAUUGCUGUGGAUAAUGAAAACAUCGAAAUUGUCGAGCUGCUUUUGAAGCAAGAUGGUGUGAAGAUUGGCGACGCCUUGUUGUAUGCCAUACGGGAAGGUGUGUUUAAGAUUGUGGAAAUGUUAAUAGACCAUCCAUCUAUAACUCCAGAAAUGCUUGGAAACGAAUGGUCAAGGUCAAAAUAUGUCGGUGAAAUAGGCGACCCCGAAGAAAGCAAUGACUACUCCCCAGACAUAUCACCCGUUAUACUAGCCGCCCAUUGCAACCAGUUUGAAAUUCUCCAACUGCUCCUGAUGAGAGGAGCCAACAUCGACCGUCCACACCAGCUGUCUUGUUCAUGUCGCCGUUGUCAAGAAUUAGUCCACGAGGACGGUUUACGGCAUUCGUUACGCCGUAUAAACACAUAUCGAGCCCUUGCAAGCCCGGCUUGGAUCUCACUCACAAGCUCAGACCCAAUCUUAUCAGCAUUUCGGUUGUCAUGGGAACUGAAGAAUCUUGCUUUGCGUGAAAACGAGUUCAAAGACACGUACAUGGAGUUGAGUGGACAAUGCAAGAAAUGUGCCUGUGAUUUACUGGACCAGUGCAGGAGUACGGAAGAAGUCAUUGCCAUUCUUAAUCGGCCUUCUGAUGAGGAUGUGGAGGAUACCGGACGGGAGAGAGGGAAACUGACCCUCGCACGGCUGAAACUUGCCAUCAAAUAUGAGCAAAAGGAGUUUGUUGCCCAUCCGAACUGCCAGCAACUGCUGACAAGCAUAUGGUACGAAGGACUUCCGGGUUGGCGGAAAAGGAGCGCAUUGGCAAAGUUCUUCAUCUGUCUCGGCCUUAUCCUGAGUAUGCCCUUCAUGGCAGUGUAUUAUUGGGUGUUCCCAAUGAGCAGGAUUGGUCAGAUCCUCAGGAGCCCUUUCAUGAAGUUCCUGUACCACAGCGCAUCUUUUGGGGCCUUUCUGAUUCUCCUCAUUUGUACAUCUAUGCAAGUUUCCAGUAUCGAAGGAAGAGAGCGUCUGCGAGGUCCACCACCAACCGAAUUCGAGUGGCUUAUUUUUAUAUGGAUCACAGGGUUUAUUUGGUCGGAGUGCAAACAGUUGUGGGAGGAGGGGUUGAAAGCGUACAUUCGUCAGUGGUGGAACUGGCUAGACUUCAUCAUGCUCUCGCUCUAUCUCACCGCCUUCACCCUCCGCUUCCUCGCCUAUUUCCAAAUUGAAUCUGGCCGCUAUGGCCCCAGAGAACUCGAACGAGUAAACUGGCCCCUUUAUGAUCCUACCUUGGUAUCCGAAGGACUUUUUGCAGUUGCCAAUGUGUUUAGUUUUGCAAGGAUAAUUUUUCUAUGUCAAGCUGAUCAGUAUUUAGGCCCUUUACAAAUAUCGUUGGGCUGUAUGCUUGUUGAUAUUGCGAAGUUCUUGCUCAUAUUUUUCCUUGUGAUAACUUCAUUUGCCUGUGGACUGAACCAAUUGUUCUGGUAUUAUACACCGACCGCAGAUGGAUAUUCGCUUUCAUUUUACUCGUUGGAGAACAGCUACCGAACCCUUUACUGGUCCCUAUUUAGCAUGACUCAGUUGAAGGAUAUCAAGAUUCCCGGCAGCCAGGCGUUCACAGCUCUGAUUGGGGAGAUGUUGUUUAUGGCCUACCAGACUAUGGCCGUCAUCGUGCUUAUCAAUAUGCUCAUUGCCAUGAUGUCAAAUUCAUUUCAAGAAAUUGAGAACCACGCAGACAUGGAGUGGAAGUUCACUCGCUCGAAGCUCUGGAUGGGCUACUUUGACCAGGGCUCCACCCUACCCCCUCCCUUCAACAUCGUUAUCAGUCCAAAAUCUAUCUUUUACUGCACCAGAGCAUUAAGAGACCUGUUUGGGAAAUGCUGUCAUAGACGAACGUCAAAAUCCCGUCGGAAAUUUAAAACAGCUGACAAGGGUUAUCAAACUUCCGCUAGUUCCAGUUUUAAUGGAUACACUGGAUCGGCAUUUCAUAAGCCCACCUGCAACGGUGAUGCGAUUGGUCAGCAAGGCGAACAAACAACCUAUGAAGACAUAAUGCGACGGCUCGUAACAAGAUACAUCCAUCAGACAAAGAAACAAAGACGUCAGAAUGGCGUCAACGAGGACGACCUGCUCGAAAUAAAACAGGAUAUAUCAAGCUUACGGUACGAAAUACGAGAAGAUCGGAAAAGGGAGACAGCUAGAUCUGAAUCAUACUUCGAAAGCUUGAGGAGCAAUAUUCUCGCUUCCUUGAAAGAAACUAGACCAAUUCACACAGGCAACAAAAGUAGAUAUUUUCAUGCGGGCAUGGUUGCACCAAAAAGUCAUCUUGGAAGUAGAGAGGGUGACAAUCGCUCAACGCGUACUUUUCAACCUAGCGAUUGCUUUGUUGAAGCGCAAACGGACACAUUCAACAGGGAAACAUACCAUAUUCCACGAACGAAUGACAAUGACGAAGUAAAGAAUAUUUCCACGGAAUCUCGAUUCAGUGAUAAACCAGCUAACUACACAGCAGCAAAGAUAGAAAGCUACCUUCAACAUCUUGGAGAGAACGGUUCAAUCCAGACUUCAGACAGUACACACUUACCAAAUCUAACAAACGAUCCAUAUAAAUCACAUGUCGGACAGGUGUUUGUUCCUCGACCGACUUCAUUCUUGUGCCCACUUCAUAACCCAGAAGACACUACAGACACGCAGAUACAUGCAGCAACCCAAAGCCAAACAAAUACUACCGGUAGUAGAAUAUUAUCAGAUGCUAACAUAGAUGCAAUCAAACUUGAAAUCAUCGAAUCUUUACGCUCAGAACUGAGACAGACUGUAAAUGAUGCUACAUUCGAAUUAUUACAUCCGAACCAUCCCAUACAUUCCGUAAACAACGUUCCUGAACUUGCAUCCGAUCUCUAUCAGACACAUUUGUACACACAGCUGUAG
Molecule: messenger RNA, 3135 nt
Organism: Mya arenaria
Lineage: Eukaryota; Metazoa; Mollusca; Bivalvia; Myida; Myidae
Product: transient-receptor-potential-like protein
Exons: 9
Coding region: 1-3135 (1044 amino acids)
Biological process (GO): regulation of cytosolic calcium ion concentration; calcium ion transmembrane transport; manganese ion transport
Cellular component (GO): membrane; cation channel complex
Molecular function (GO): inositol 1,4,5 trisphosphate binding; store-operated calcium channel activity; protein binding
Source: RefSeq, a predicted model, not a curated record